Messenger RNA from Candoia aspera, 3106 nucleotides. Its product is annotated as zinc finger protein 501-like. Bases 524 to 1813 code for a protein of 429 amino acids. NCBI's taxonomy places the organism in Eukaryota, Metazoa, Chordata, Lepidosauria, Squamata, Candoiidae. The record is from RefSeq and is a predicted model, not a curated record. The transcript is spliced from 3 exons. Gene Ontology annotation, molecular function: DNA-binding transcription factor activity; RNA polymerase II cis-regulatory region sequence-specific DNA binding. Gene Ontology annotation, biological process: regulation of transcription by RNA polymerase II.
GGUGCCUUGCCGGAACAGACCGAAGCAUCCUCUCCCUGGCUGUGGUCAGCUAGAGAUCUCCCAAAGCUUGGAAAAGCAGCUGGAGAACAUUUGGUUGACAGACACUUGGUCUCUGAGUACGGAGCUGCUUCAGUUAAUGCUUAGAAAAGCCACCAGACCUCGUGAUAUUGAGUCUGUCUUCCAAAUGCCAUGCCAGCUUUGGAUGAUGGGAUUCCUAGUCCAACAGCUCUGAAGGGUGUUCUAGAACGUUCGGAAGGGGCUACUGAGGCCCUCGAAUCUAACCUCCUGCUCAGAGGUUAGGUAAAUGCAGAUUAAAGUCUCUAGAGAUGGCGGUCCAGCCUUUGCGUGAACACCUCCGGGGACAAGGAGCUCACCGCCUCCCUGGGCCAUCGGCCAUCUGGCCACCAAGCCACGGAUCAUUAACAAGAUCGAACGGAAGGAGGACGUUUUCACUGGAGAGUUUUGGAAGCCGUGCGAGUGGAGGAAUCCACGAGGCCCGUGGCUCGCAGGAGAUGGGAUCCGGAUGGUGGAAGAGGGGGAGGGAGAGAGCAGAGGGGAAACCGAGCCCCCCGCAGCGCCCAUCCCUGCAGCGCCCAGCGAGAAGCGGAAGAAGGGCCGCCCACGGACGGCAGCUCCGCCCCCCAAGGCCAAAGGCGGGGGCCCCCUGCGGGUGACGCUGAAGAUGAACCCACCCAAGUGCCCCGAGUGCGGCAAGAGCUUCCUGAGCAAUGUGGCCAUGACCAUCCACAUCCGGACCCACACCGGGGAGCGCCCCUUCAAGUGCCACCUCUGCCCCAAGGGCUUCCCCUCCCGGGGGGACCUCAAGCGCCACAUCAAGACCCACCUGCGCAAGAAGGCGCCCCCUCCGGCCGCCGCCCGGGGCGGGUCUUCCAAGAAGAGCCUGGCGGCCAAGAUGCAGCUGCUGUGCCAUCUGCGCUGCCCCCCGGGGCCGAAGAAGCCCCACAGCUGCGCCCAGUGUGGGAAGAGCUUCAACAAGAAGCAGAGCCUGCGCAAGCACCAGGGCACCCACUCGGGCGAGCGGCCCUUCGCCUGCCUGGAGUGCGGGCGCAGCUUCCGGCUGAAGCAGAUCCUGGUGGCGCACAUGACCUCCCACAUCAAGGAGCGGCCCUUUGCCUGCGAGCAGUGCGGGAAGUGCUUCGCCCAGGAGCGGAAUGUGCGCAGCCACCAGCGGGUGCACACGGGGGAGAAGCCCUUCCUGUGCAUGGCCUGCGGGAAGCGCUUCGGGUACAAGCAGCACCUGGUCAAGCACCUGCGCUUCCACACUGGCGAGCGGCCCUAUGGCUGCCCCGACUGCGGGAAGACCUUCCGGGACCGGACCACCCUGAACAUCCACUACCGCAUGCACACCGGCGAGCGCCCCUACCGCUGCCCCUUCUGCGGCAAGACCUGCCGGCAGAAGCAGCACCUGAACAGCCACCUGAAGGUGCACCGCGGGGAGACGCUCCCCCCAGGAGACGGCACGGGCCUCAGCCUGCAGAGGGCCCGUGCCAAGGAGAAGCCCCACGAGUGCCCGCAGUGCCAGAAGCGCUUCCGGGACAGGAAGAUCAUGCUGGCCCACCACAGGACCCACCGGGAGGAGCCGCUGCCCAGGAGCGGCCCCCCGCAGGGCAGACGGGGCCCGGCCGGGGCGGAAGGAAGGGCCGCUGGCAGGGGGAGAGGCAGGGGGAGGAGGCGGAAGGACGGGGGGCUCGCGCCUGCCCUGCCUGAGGUGGUCCCGGUCACUUGCACCGAGUGCGGGAGGCAGUUCACACAGAGGAAGUACCUGACGCUGCACCAGAGGAGCCACAGAUGAGCAGGCGCCGAUUCCCCUUACGAUCCCAACUUCUGGGAAGGCCCCUCGGGUGGCGCACAACGCGGGCCCCACCGGGGAAGGGGGACCUCCUGCGCGGCGGCCCCCACGGAGGAGGGCCAGGGCUUGGGACCAGCUCCCAGCGGAAAUCUCAAGACUUGGCACUGCGCAAUAAGUUGCUUGACUGCAGACCACAAAGCAGCUUUGCUGAGGCACGGCUUAGAAAUGAAGCCCCCGGGCUGAGAUCCUCUGCUUUUCCCUCCUGCCCUUUCGGGUCGACAGACCGCCAGCUGUCCUCCCCCCAGCUGUGAGACCAGAGCGCCUCUCCUCGGGGCUCCGGCCCUGGGUCUGUCUGGCCUGAGCACGUUGGUUCAUGUCUCGCCUCCGAGCUGCCAACGGAGGGCAUCGGAACAAGCCUUGGCACAGUUGCUCAGAGUUUCUUGGGCCUUCAGAAGUGUGUGAAGCUCAGUCCAGGAGACUCCCAGAGCCAAAGGGGGAUUUUGCUGUGUUGAUUGGGAAGGGCAGUUUGUCUCCUCACCAGCUCUGGGGCUGUGAAUAGCUCAUGGCCGCCCAAGCAUCCUGGGGCAUUGAUCCAUAAAUUAAUUACACCCUGUGAAAAAGGCCCCCCGUUCCUGCGCAUCCCCUCACACUCAACAGCUCUGAUGUAGCUUUGCCAUUCCUGAACCUCGGAAGCCUCUUGGGACCCUGCCAGACGUUGCAGCAGAAGUGCCCUGGUGCAAGGACUUGGGACCUGGGACAGGCUGAGCCUUUGCCCAGUUGCAGCAGGCGAGAUCAUCACCAAAGAACCACAUGACGCUUGGAGCCUGUUCCAAUAAACCAGAAAAAAAAUCCUAUUGAGGAGGAGGAAGUGAGGUUGAAAAGGUACAAAGGUGGGAUAGAGACUGCCAAAAAAAGCCCAGCCAAGCCCCCAAGUCUGUUGUGGCUGCAAGUGAGAAUUGCAGAGCCUUGCAAAGGGCCUCAGGUGCGGCUCUUGAAACCCAGGCUGCGCGGGGGGCUUCCAGGUCGAGAAAAGGUGCAGGGAGCAGAUCUAGCCCUCUUCCUCCACAACAAACUGAAUAAUAACUAUUAAAUUGAUAAGCUGCUGGACUCGCAGCAACGCUGGGCAGUUUACAGACGGUUAACAGCAUUUAAAAACAAGGAAACAACAAAACGAAAGAAACAAAGAUGGCAGAGAAAACAAACCCAGAUGGUGACAAAAAGAAGAAAAGGGGCAUCGGUCACCCUCGCCAAAGGCCUGGGCGAAGAGCUGAGUCUUUGGGGCCCUCAGUAGGGUGG